AUGUCCACUCCAGUUGACAACUCUUUGACCGGUCUCAAGGCAUCCACUGCCCAGAUCAUGGCCAUCAUCAGCAGCGCCCGGCAGAUUCCCCUGGGUAACAGCCACUUUUCUCUGACAACACAGGUCAGUUCACUUGUGGCUCAAGUGAUCAAGGACUAUGGGUCUGGACCCCUGCCCAGCAUCAUGCUUUUGUGCUUCAAGGAGCUAUUGCACGUCCGGGGCAUGACUCCCCAGGUCUGGCCCAACUGGCACAACAUCAGGUACGACAAUCCCUGUCUCUUGAUGCACGUCUGGCGCCCCAAGCUCCUCGCCUGGGAGGCCUUAGGUGACCAUACCUUUGAUCUCCCAGUUGCUGCUCCUCCCUCCACAGGUCCGAUUCCAGUGGACCUUCCCUCCCCACCCAUCUGUGCCGGCAAUGUCGCCAGUCCCUCCACCAGCACCACCACCAAGUUCUGGGACAAGGGGAAAGGUAAGGCCAUCGAUGCUGACCUGGAGCCUGAGCUGGAAGGGAGCUGGAAGAGGAAGUCUCCCAUGAUUUCGGGACUCUCCUCCCAAUCACCAAAGUCUGCAAUGAAGACUUGCAAGCAUGUGAAGUCCUCUCACUGGGUGAUGUCCAAGCCCCUAGUGGACUUGGAAGAUGAGGAAGACAUGGGUAUUCAGCCAUUGUCAGGUGGAGUGCCAGAUGUUGUCAUUCCCCGGCUCUCCAAUUCGCCUAGAUCACCCCAGGUUCCGACCAAAAAGCCCUUUGGCCCCACUACAGUGAUUGCCAGCAGUCACCUGGCGGUCAUUGAGCCCUCCCAGCCGACUCCCAAAAGCCCAGUGGAGGCACCCCCAGUCAUCAAUGGAGGUGAUAUUCUCAUUCCCGGACCAAACAACCCAUGCCAGGCUUGCACCAAGCUAAACUGGGACUGCGCAACUUGGUUGGACAAGAGGACUGGGAAUCCGUGUAUGUUGUGCAUCUGCUGCACAACAAAGAAGAUCAAGUGCAUCCCGGCGACUAUGGGUACCCUGCCGAAACAUGUUCUAGGGUCCUCUACCACCCAGAACACAAGGUCCAGGACACCCUCAAAGGCUCCCUCCAAAGCUCCCCCUGCCUCCCAAUCCAAGGCCCAGACUUGCAGUCAGUCUUGUGGCAAGUCCGGAACUCCAGGUGUUGUGGCUGUGACAACUCCCAAGACCCAGACGUGUGGCCACAGCAAGACUAUCACUGCCGUCAAGGCACCUGCACCUGCACCAGCUCAUAAGUCACCCGAGUUUUCACCUCCGUCUUCGAGUUCGGCAGUCCCUGCUCCAGCACCCGGUCCAGCAGUCCCUGCUGCAGCACUUGACCUGCCCAUGCUGGAUCUCCAUGCCAUAGCAAUUGUGAUUCAGGAUGGCACAGCUCACAUCGCCAUUCUCGAGGCUCAUGUGGCAGAGCAGGAUGGUAAGAUUGAUACCCUGCAAUGCCUCCAUGAAGGCCUUAGGUGCAAAAUCGUUGACUGGCACCCUGCAUUCCCACUUCCCAAACCUCCAGCCAAUGCAACAUCCUUGUUGCUUGAUCAAUCUGUCCCCCCAUCCAUGUCACCAUCCACAUCUGCACUCCCCCCUCUCAUUGAUCUCUUGAUUGGAGAGAUGACGCCCACACCCCCGAAAUUUGAGGAUGCCUCUGCCAUUGAAGGCCUCCUGUUUGAGUACAACCAGGUUGUUCAACCAGAGCUUCCAGAUAUGUCCAGCGAAAAUGUGGACCCAGGUGAUCCGGGCAACCUGGUCCCAGAAUAUGAUUCUUCCAAUGACAUGGAUGUUGAGGUGAAGGUUGAAGCAUCUUCUGAGGAGGUUGAUAUGGCUACAUAA
Suillus subaureus is the source of this 1830-nucleotide messenger RNA. RefSeq lists its product as uncharacterized. NCBI's taxonomy places the organism in Eukaryota, Fungi, Basidiomycota, Agaricomycetes, Boletales, Suillaceae. The transcript has 6 exons. The record is from RefSeq and is a predicted model, not a curated record. The coding region runs from base 1 to 1830 and encodes 609 amino acids.